Molecule: messenger RNA, 1513 nt
Organism: Triticum aestivum (bread wheat)
Lineage: Eukaryota; Viridiplantae; Streptophyta; Magnoliopsida; Poales; Poaceae
Product: bifunctional L-3-cyanoalanine synthase/cysteine synthase, mitochondrial
Exons: 7
Coding region: 94-1350 (418 amino acids)
Molecular function (GO): cysteine synthase activity
Source: RefSeq, a predicted model, not a curated record
AACCACAUCACAGCACACCACACCAACCGCGCGCCACUGAUUCAUCAACUCCGCUCCACUAGCUAGGUACCUUCCGACCGAGCAGCCAGAGAGAUGGAGAGGAUGGUGAUGAGGCUGAUGAGGAACAAGAACCAGUCCCUCCGCCAGCUGCAAGGGGCCGCCGCCGGCGGGCUAGCGUCGUCGUCCUCCGCCCCCUCGACUGCCGGCGCCGCCGCGUCUCCCUUCUCCACCCUGCAGCAGCAGGAGGACCAUCCCGCUCCCGGGGUGCUCAACAUCCGGGACACCGCCGCCCACCUCAUCGGGCGGACGCCGCUGGUGUACCUCAACAGGGUGACGGAGGGGUGCGGCGCCCGCGUCGCCGCCAAGCUCGAGUUCCUGCAGCCUUCCUUCAGCGUUAAGGACAGGCCAGCAAUCUCCAUGAUCGAAGAUGCGGAGAAGAAGGGGCUGAUAACCCCAGGCAAGACGACGCUGAUCGAGCCUACAUCCGGGAACAUGGGCAUCGGCCUGGCGUUCAUGGCUGCACUCAAAGGGUACGAGCUCGUGCUGACGAUGCCAUCAUACACCAGCCUCGAGAGGAGGGUGGUCAUGAAGGCCUUCGGUGCGCAGCUCGUACUCACUGACCCGGCGAAGGGGAUGGGAGGCACCGUCAGGAAGGCAACCCAGCUCUAUGAGAACCAUCCCAGCGCCUUCAUGCUCCAGCAGUUCGAGAAUCCCGCCAACGUCCAGGUGCACUACGAGACCACCGGUCCGGAGAUAUGGGAGGACACGCUCGGGCAGGUCGACAUCUUCGUCAUGGGAAUCGGCAGCGGCGGCACCGUCACCGGCGUCGGCAAGUACCUCAAGGAGAAGAACCCCAACGCAAAGAUCUAUGGGGUUGAACCUGCCGAGGCAAAUGUACUGAAUGGUGGCAAGCCAGGGCCUCACCUCAUCACUGGAAAUGGAGUUGGAUUUAAGCCAGAUAUUUUGGACAUGGAUAUCAUGGAGAAGGUUCUGGAGGUGAAAGGCGAGGACGCCGUUAAGAUGGCGAAGCAGUUGGCACUGCAGGAGGGCCUGCUGGUAAGUAAAAAAAUUAACUGCUCCCUAAGAAAAAGAAAAGGAAUGGUUAUAUUGACUCAUGUGAAACUGGACUGGUUACAUCAAAAUUGUGCUGAAAUUGCUACAUUUUCUCAGGUGGGGAUAUCAUCAGGAGCCAACACAGUGGCAGCGAUCGAACUCGCAAAGAGGCCAGAAAACAAGGGGAAGCUCAUCGUGACUGUUCAUCCGAGCGCAGGAGAGCGAUACUUAUCGUCGGCGCUAUUCGAGGGUCUGAGGAAGGAGGCUGAGGCAAUGCAGCCAGUGCCAGUGGACUAACUUGGAGCUAUACAGCGCAUGUAGAAUAAAUUCACUGCAACCAUGUUGCAAGUGCUAGUCAUACCUCAUUGCGAUUCUUCAGUUUGUUCAUCAUGUGUACCUCUGUAAACAAUGGUUGAAAUGGUUGAAAAAAGGAAUUAUCUCUCUGGAGAUCUAUGAUGUA